GCGCGAGGACUCUAAAAGGACACUAUCCGGGGAGAAAAAUUAUUUUAUGCACAUCUGAGAUUCUCAGACUUUCGCGAGCGGGUGCAUGUGUGCGUUUUAUCGGACUGGAUGAAAAUGAUGCAAAGUGCGGCUGUGUUGCCCGGCGAGAGCGCGGUGAAGGGUCUGCCGGACAUCCUCGGAGUGCCACUGCAACAGAUCCCUCAGUGCGCAGGCUGCAGUCAACACAUCCUGGAUAAGUUUAUUCUGAAGGUGCUGGAUCGACAUUGGCACUCAAAAUGUCUCAAGUGCGCCGACUGUCACGCACUCCUGGCAGACAAGUGUUUUUCUCGCGCGGGGAAUGUCUACUGCAAAGAGGAUUUCUUCAAGCGUUUUGGGACAAAAUGUGCAUCGUGCCAGCAAGGGAUUCCCCCGACGCAGGUGGUCCGGAAAGCUCAGGACUUUGUGUACCACCUUCACUGCUUCGCCUGCGUAAUGUGCAGCAGGCAGCUGGCCACCGGUGAUGAGUUCUACCUCAUGGAGGACGGGAGGCUCGUGUGCAAGGAGGACUACGAAACAGCCAAACAAAAUGAUGAUUCAGAGACAGGAGCAAAACGUCCACGAACCACCAUCACAGCCAAACAGCUGGAGACGCUCAAAAGCGCCUAUAAGAACUCGCCUAAGCCAGCACGACAUGUACGCGAGCAGCUCUCUUCAGAAACGGGCCUGGACAUGAGAGUAGUGCAGGUGUGGUUUCAAAACAGGCGAGCAAAAGAGAAACGGCUGAAGAAGGAUGCUGGGCGGCACCGCUGGGGUCAGUUCUACAAAAGCGUCAAACGCAGUCGAGGGUCUAGUAAGACGGAGAAAGAGAGCUCAGCUGACGAUGCAGGACUCAGCGACAGCGAGCUUAGCUUCAGAGAAGACCAGAUCCUCUCAGACCUUGGUCAUGCUAACGGCUUGUACGGAAGCGUCGGAGACGUCACGAACGGCAACAUGCUCAACGGGAGCUUCUCCCUGGAGGGGGGCGGGCAGCCUUACCAUGACCUGCGGGCAGGAAGUCCCUACGGGCUGCCGCAGUCCCCCUCAUCCAUCACUUCCCUCCCAGGCCACACCCCGCUGCUCAACAACUUAGGCUUCAACAUGGACGGCAUCAUGGGUCAGGGCGGUCAGCCCAACGUAGGUCAAGCUCUGAGAGCGAUGGCCGGGGGACCCACCUCUGACCUGUCGACAGGAAGCAGCACGGGCUACCCAGACUUCCCCACCAGCCCUGCCUCGUGGCUUGAUGAAAUGGACCACUCCCAGUUCUGAGGAUCAAAGGUCAUAAUGGAAAGUGGACAAAAAAUUGGAAGAUUUUAUAAGACAUCUUUCCCAGAACUGGCGACGUUUGUGUGGCGAGGCCCAAAACGGCACCUAGUUUAACACGGUGGCUUGACCUUGCUGAAUGGCGCGCUGAUACGAGCAACCCGCCGUGGAAUGUCUGCGCUGUAUCAUAAUUUUGUAACUCAUAUUUUUUCAUUGUUCUCAAAACUGGAUUGGACUAUUUCCAGCAUGAAAUGACGUGCAGCUGCGAAUGGCGUUCGAACCCCAGACCACCCUGGAAAAACAAUCACGAUGCACCACGUUUUUGAGAACAAGAGGGUCCAUGCAUGUUUCCGAAUGAGGAAGAGAACCGUCCACGUUCAAAAUGGCGACGCACUUUACUGUAUGUUCCUCCUCGACUGCACACGGCAGGCUGAAUACGGGAAAGAGAGGAGCGCACCGAACAAGGAGAGAUAUUUAAACAAGUGGCACAAGUGUAUCUUUCCUACUUACAAGGGUUUGGGAUUUUAAUGGUUGAAACUUUCUAAACGGCUCUACUAGAGUACGGCCCUUCACAUUAGGUCUGAAGAAUAGAUACAAAUUAUUUUUAAUAAGGAUGAAUCCGCAUGCACUGCUCUGAGUUGUCAUAAAAAUCUCUGUCAAUGGUCCUGUCUGUUCAGUGUUUUUUUGUUAACUUCAGGCGUUCUGACUCAGCAAUGAAACUAGUUUAAAAGACUAAAAUUAAAGUUAAUAUUUAUUUCUGGUACUGUUAAUUAUUAUUACUAUUUGUUUCCCUCAUUUCCUAAUCAUCGCUUCAUGAGCAAAAAUGGAUAUCAGAGCAGAUGACAAGUGGAUUUCUAUUUCACAGACACAAGUACCUUACUGGCCUGACCAAUAUUAUCAAGCAAAACAUGUAAAAGGGAAACUUACACUGUAUUUUUUUUUCUUAUUUGACACAUUUAAGCAACAACUAUGAGGAUUUAGUGUUAUUUAUUCCUGUCAUGGGUACCGCUGAUAGUAUUAUGAGGAGUUGGAUAAUGGGAAAGAGUAUAGUGAGAUUAUGUAAAACUGGUGAUACAACUGUAAACAUGAGGAAUCCUGUGGCAAAAUUUGGACCCACAUAAUGAUAAACUGAGUAAAGAUGACGUUAUGCUGAAAGAGUGAACAUAUAAGCUAACAAAGAGCAACAUGGAAAAAAAGAAAAAUAACCAUUCAGAAAUGUUUUGUUGAAUCUAUGUUGAGUCUCAAUGGCUGUAAAUUUUGUAAAGUCUCAAAAAGUGUUGACAGUCUUGUUUCAUGAGCACUAUUUAUUGCUAUGGAUCUUUGAAAAAAAGAGCACUGAAUUUAGUCCUAUAUGCCUUCUGUCCAAUGGUAUGAAUUGUGUACAGUCAAAUCUAUAUGGAGAAAUAAAGCGAA
Messenger RNA from Labeo rohita (rohu), 2691 nucleotides. It is a transcript of the gene lhx4, whose product is annotated as LIM homeobox 4. NCBI's taxonomy places the organism in Eukaryota, Metazoa, Chordata, Actinopteri, Cypriniformes, Cyprinidae. Gene Ontology annotation, cellular component: nucleus. Gene Ontology annotation, biological process: neuron differentiation; regulation of transcription by RNA polymerase II. Gene Ontology annotation, molecular function: DNA-binding transcription factor activity, RNA polymerase II-specific; RNA polymerase II transcription regulatory region sequence-specific DNA binding. The record is from RefSeq and is a predicted model, not a curated record.